Messenger RNA from Aspergillus versicolor CBS 583.65, 1579 nucleotides. Its product is annotated as acetolactate synthase regulatory subunit. Gene Ontology annotation, cellular component: mitochondrial nucleoid; acetolactate synthase complex. Gene Ontology annotation, molecular function: acetolactate synthase regulator activity. NCBI's taxonomy places the organism in Eukaryota, Fungi, Ascomycota, Eurotiomycetes, Eurotiales, Aspergillaceae. Bases 107 to 1090 code for a protein of 327 amino acids. The transcript is spliced from 2 exons. The record is from RefSeq and is a predicted model, not a curated record. Gene Ontology annotation, biological process: branched-chain amino acid biosynthetic process.
CCGUGACUGGACCCAAGAUAAAAUGAAAUGUCAAUGACUGCAAACCCUCGCUCCAAACCGACUGCCCUGUGAUUCACUUGCCUGUCUCUUCCAAUCCGGGGAGAUCAUGGCUUUCCGGCGCCCUCAGAUGCUGUCAAAGACGGCAUCAAUGCCUUUCCUUUCGGCGGCUAGCCGCACUUCUCGAUUGGCGACCUCUCUUCCCCGAUCAACCUUCUGCACUUCCAGGGCUUCGUCCAGCUCAACUUCCGCAUUGGCCUACAAGGCUCUGCACCGACGUUCCCCUCUCACGCUCCCUGUAGCGGAUAUUUCUCCGCAAUGGGACGCACCUACGGCUGUCUCGUCAAUUCUCUAUGAGACUCCUUCUCGACCGACCAACCCACCCAAGCGUCAUAUUCUGAACUGCCUGGUACAGAACGAGCCCGGUGUGCUCUCCCGUGUCGCUGGAAUUCUGGCUGCUCGUGGAUUCAACAUUGACAGUCUCGUUGUAUGUAACACUGAGGUGGAGGACUUGUCUCGCAUGACUAUCGUGCUGCAGGGCCAGGAUGGUGUUGUUGAACAGGCUCGUCGCCAGCUAGAUGACCUCGUCCCCGUCUGGGCUGUCCUUGAUUACACGGAUUCUGCGCUCGUGCAGCGUGAACUACUCCUGGCCAAGGUCAGCAUCUUGGGUCCCGAGUUCUUCGAGGAGUUACUUCAGCAUCACCGCGAAAUUACCACCCCCGUCGACUCCAUGGACGGACACAAGAAGAGCAACGAUGGCAAGACCUCCCAGGCCGAGGAAUACCACCCCCGUAACCUUCCUAGCAGCCAGGCCCUCCGACACAAACAUGAGCACCUGGAUGCGAUUACACGAUUGACCCACCAAUUCGGCGGCAAGGUGUUGGAUAUCAGCACUAACAACUGCAUUGUUGAACUUUCCGCUAAGCCCAACCGUAUUGACUCCUUCAUGAAGCUCAUUUCGCCCUUCGGUAUCCUCGAGUCCACUCGAACCGGCCUCAUGGCUCUGCCCCGGUCUCCUCUUUUCGAGGCCAACGACGAGAUGGAAAAGGAUGCCGCGGACGUUGUCGACGCUAGCACCCUUCCUCCUGGUUAAGAUAAUGCGCAUUAUUGCAAUUUAAAAGCGAGGCUUGUUUCUUCUUGCAAUCCAUUCCUGUAAUAUCGUGCAUUUCCCACCUCGGUCCAAUUUUGGAUCUCUCACCCGGUUGUAUAUCUCUACCUACCUUAAGAUGCUAGUAAUCACCUUGUUGCGAAUAAUUACAAUCAGUCACUGAAUCAUUGGCUGAACAUAAAGAGUGGAUUUGUCUUAGGCCAUCAUGUGUGCAAUGGUUACCGCAACAUUCAUAUCCAGGGAAAACGGUUCGAAGAAAGAUUUAACCCCUAUUUAUUGGCAGUUGUUACCAAAUAAACGCCUCCAAUUGAAUGUUCUCCAACGCUUGUCUUUAAAAUAAUUGAAUCACAGCGUAACUUUCGCCUUGAUCCCCUUGCCACGGUAAUGUAUAGUCUCGUUAUAAUUCCCAAUCCGAACGCCAACCUUUGCUAUAGUAUCUAGGUCAAGUGAACCACCAACAGCUCUCUUGACAGC